Messenger RNA from Osmerus eperlanus (European smelt), 1529 nucleotides. RefSeq names its product aldo-keto reductase family 1 member B1-like. Gene Ontology annotation, cellular component: cytosol. NCBI's taxonomy places the organism in Eukaryota, Metazoa, Chordata, Actinopteri, Osmeriformes, Osmeridae. The transcript has 10 exons. Gene Ontology annotation, molecular function: aldose reductase (NADPH) activity. Bases 97 to 1047 code for a protein of 316 amino acids. The record is from RefSeq and is a predicted model, not a curated record.
GAUCCAGGCAGCUAUAUUAACUCGUGACUGUCGAAGGUUCCACUUGACCUAGCUUGAAAUUCACUGUCGGGUUGUAUUUCAUCUCUUGGAACUGCAAUGGCAACAUCUGUGAAAUUAAACACCGGUGCAGAAAUGCCUAUUGUUGGUCUUGGGACAUGGAAGUCCCCGCCAGGUAAAGUGACGGAGGCAGUGAAGGCUGCCAUCUCUGCAGGGUACAGGCACAUCGACGGAGCCUUCGUCUACCAGAACGAGGCAGAGGUGGGAGAAGGAAUAAACGCCAUGGUGAAAGACGGCGUGGUGAAGAGAGAGGACCUAUUUGUGGUCAGCAAGCUGUGGUGCACCUUCCAUGAGAAGUCUCUGGUUAAGGGAGCCUGUCAGAAAACUCUCAGUGAUCUCAGCCUGGACUACCUAGAUCUCUACCUUGUCCACUGGCCAAUGGGCUUCCAGGCUGGCUCUGACCUUUUCCCACUGGACAGUGAAGGGUUGACCAUCACCGAUGGAACCAACUUCCUGGACACCUGGGAGGCCAUGGAGGAGCUGGUGGAUGCGGGUCUGGUCAAGGCCAUUGGCAUCUCAAACUUUAACAAGAAUCAGAUUGAAGCCCUCCUGAACAAGCCAGGCCUCAAGUACAAACCUGCCACCAACCAGAUUGAGUGCCACCCCUACCUGACCCAGGAGAAGCUGAUCAGCUACUGUCACUCUAAGGGCAUCUCUGUGACGGCCUACAGUCCUCUGGGCUCCCCAGACAGACCCUGGGCCAAGCCAGAUGACCCCUCCCUCCUGGACGACUCCAACAUCAAGGCCAUCGCUGAGAAGUACAAGAAGACGUCCGCUCAGGUCCUGAUCAGGUUCCAAGUCCAGAGGAACGUCAUAGUCAUCCCCAAGUCCAUCACUCCUCAGCGCAUCCAGGAGAACUUCCAGGUGUUUGACUUUGAGCUGACCGAGGACGAGAUGAAGAUCAUUCUGGGGUUCAACAGAAGCUGGAGGGCCUGUCCCAUGCAUUGGGGCGUGAAGCAUAAAGACUAUCCAUUCAACGCAGAGUUCUGAAGGAACAUACUUUACUGUUUACAGCAGAGCUACUCUCUCUACAGUAGUCAUUAUUUGCAUAUAACUUUUAUUUAACCAGGAAAGAUUCUUGAGAUUACAAAUCUCUUUUUUAAGAACGUCCUGGUCAAGAUAGACUGCAGAAAGUCAGUUCAUAGGUCAAAUAGAAAUCCAAAACAUAUUCCCCCAACCAGUCAUUUAGACUAAGCCCAAUGUGUGAAGUGGCUCAAGAUCUGAUGUAUUACCUCCCAAGUGUCCAGGAAAUUACUGUCAUCUGGGAUGACUUUUUCCUGUUCGUUGACAGGGAAGAUAUUGUCACCAGGCUGUAGUAUCAAACAUCAGUUGCUUAGCAGUACAUUACUACUUGUGAUGUAAAAAAAUUGGAGGCGGGUGGGGGUGGAUUUUUUUGUUGUUGAAGCACACAUAUUGUUGCAGAAGAGUGUAUGAUUGCAAUAUACCUUUAUUUCUGCUGUAUUGUUCUAAUA